GAUUGUAAUAUCUGCUCACUUUUUCUCUCUCAGGUUAACAAUGAACGUGGACCAUGAAGUUAACCUCUUAGUGGAGGAAAUUCACCGUCUGGGUUCAAAAAAUGCUGAUGGGAAGAUAAGCGUGAAAUUUGGGGUCCUCUUCCAGGAUGACAAAUGCGCCAAUCUCUUUGAAGCCUUGGUGGGAACGCUGAAAGCUGCGAAGCGAAGGAAGAUUGUUACGUACCCCGGCGAGCUGCUCUUACAAGGUGUUCAUGAUGAUGUCGACAUAACAUUGCUGCAAGACUAAUGUGCCUGGCUGAUUUUGUGCGUUGUUCCCUUUUGUUUCUGGUAAACUGGAAUAUGCAGCCAAAGGAUCAAGCUAGGAACAUCCUUGAUGUAUUUUUAUAGAACUUUGUAGACAAAAGGAGACUUGCAUUUUAUCGUUCUGUUCGUUUUUUAUAUCUUGAAAUAAAAUUGAUGUAUCACAUGUAUUACACUGUAAUAUAAAGCCUAUUAUUUUUCUCAGGAAUCUGGUAGGGAAAUUGUAGACACAAACUUUUUUUUGGUUGUGGGGGAAGUGUGCUUGUUUCAUAAAACAUUCUUAGAAAAUUUCUAGAGAUUUUGGAGAUUCUCUCAAGGAAGCCCAUUGAAGACCAGUUCCCACAAGGAAUGUUGUGUUUAUGUAAUAAAGACAUGUGACUGUCAAAAAG
Messenger RNA from Ochotona princeps (American pika), 689 nucleotides. RefSeq names its product ABRA C-terminal like (gene ABRACL). The record is from RefSeq and is a predicted model, not a curated record. Gene Ontology annotation, biological process: regulation of actin filament-based process. Bases 41 to 286 code for a protein of 81 amino acids. The transcript has 2 exons. NCBI's taxonomy places the organism in Eukaryota, Metazoa, Chordata, Mammalia, Lagomorpha, Ochotonidae.